AUGUCUACUUCGCCCUCGUUACGCUCCUCCUCGUUUGGAGACAUGCCGAGUCCCUCUACGCCAGACUCCACACCAUCUACCGCCUCACGGGGAGGCUAUUUCUCUGUUGCUCCCAAGUCCGAGUACCUUAAAAAUGCAAUUCAUGCACGGAGGGCCCAACCAAGUCCAUCUCUACCGCCCCAGGAUUCGAUACCCAAGUCUUCUUCGCCUGCGCCAAGCUUCACACAACAAAGUGCCUCCCGAGUCUCACCAGAUAUCUUUCUCCAGUAUGCUCUAUCCGAAGAACAAACAGCGCCUGUUUCUCCCGUCCAGCGAAGACGACCCUCCGACUUUGGCUAUGCGACAUCCAAGACGAACAGGGAACUUAGCAAAGAGGUUGAAAGGCUCAAGGAAAGUCUCAUGACUGCCAACCUGCGACUGGAGUUGCUCAGCAGACACAAAAAGGAAUCACAAGACAAACUUGCCUCAGCCUUGGAAACAAUAGAGCGCCUUGAGCCCAUCGAAGACGAGGUCCAUGAUCUCCGCGCUGAAAAUAAGAAACUAAAGCUUAGAGUCAACAGCAUGAAAGAGGAAAUGGCACGCCUCAACAAAGUCAACGAGGACCAUCGCAAGAUCAACGAAGAGCUCACUACCAUCGCAAGCGAGAGUGCUGCACACUGGUCAGCUCACGAAUCCGCCAUUGACGAAGCAGCUGAAUGUAUCAUCAAGAUGGAAGAGGAGAAAGCUGCCCUCUCCCAGGAGCUUCAGGAGCUCAAGGACCGAGUUGCUGCCAUUGAACGUGUCUCUUCCGAAACCCCACUCACCGUUGGCCUUGACAAGUACCCAUCGCGUGUCUACAGUGUCGACGAAUCGCGGCCUUCGACUAGUCAUUUUGACUCGGACUACUAUAGUCAACCGGAUUCACCCCAGCCAAAGCCAAGCAGCGAAUCGGUCAAUUCUUUGAGGCCUUCAGAGCGAUCAAGAAAAUUUCUUGAUUCGACUGAGCAACACAGACGAUCAGCUCGCGAUCUGGUCAAGCGCAUGUCGGCAGCAUCCCUACGAGCACUUUGUGACACAACUCCGUCUCCUAUCUAUCAACAGCAAAUUGCUACUGUUGAAGAGGAAGAAGACAGAUCGCCCACUCCCCGGAAAACUUCUGUACAGCGCCGCAGGGGCUAUGAGGCUGCUUCACCGGCUUUGAUGCCUGCGGCAGAAAUUUGCCCUUCUCGGCCUCAUACCGUGGCACCAUACGCAGAAACAACAUCCCACCCAGAUGGCCUUCGUGGCCUAUACCAUCCUGAUCGAGCUAGGAAUCGCAGAGCAAACAACCUCCGCUCAUCUUCGGGCCAAUUCGGGAGUCCCACAAGUUCACAUCGUCUUGCCACUCGUCCAGAGACUACAUACGAAACAUGGCAACGGCCUGGAUUCGCAGACUCUGAAGUCGAUCUUACGUCGGUAGUCGAUCCGUUAGAAGACAAAGAGCGGUGGUGGCGUAGCAUGGACCGCCUAACUAUUGAACAACAACUAUCCAAACCCGAGAACCGGCGAAGCUCAAUGCUCUCGUCACUCCGGUCGGAUCGGUGAUGAAUGACAAGGACCUUCGACGAAGCAAGAAAUCAUGUGCUUCAGCCAAGGCCGACUUGCCGCAUGUCUCUCGUCGCUAAACCUACUUGUCACAGGUGGAAGAGGGCGAUACGGUUCUUUCUAGACAACACGCUCUAUGGAAAGGCUACUGUAAUACCCUAAUGACGUCUAUGACCUUUGAAUCUUUUUUCUUUACAUCCUUCAACUGGCGUUUUACCAAAGAAGGAACCAAUCAAAACGUACUCCACAUCAGGAGAAUAAUGACGGCUAGGCGUAACAUCAACAGUGCAUCAGCAUCACGAAGCACGGGGUUGGGUAAGUGUUUUUGUCCACUUGGAGUUUAGCCAAGUAGGUAUAUACAUGUGAUACCUUGAAACUACAUUGUUUCGUUGUGACUAUAUAAAGCACAUCCGUGUUUGUACAAUUAUUAUUAUUAUUAUCAUUAUUAGUUAGUAUUAGUAUAAGUAUAGUUAAUCCACUCUAUUUCGAUCAU
Messenger RNA from Bipolaris maydis ATCC 48331, 2056 nucleotides. RefSeq lists its product as uncharacterized. NCBI's taxonomy places the organism in Eukaryota, Fungi, Ascomycota, Dothideomycetes, Pleosporales, Pleosporaceae. The record is from RefSeq and is a predicted model, not a curated record.